AUGGCUUGGGACGGAGGAAUCGAGCCCAAUGGCACAGAGGGCAACAACUUCUACAUCCCCAUGUCCAACAAGACCGGGAUUGUUAGAAGUCCUUAUGAAUAUCAGCAGUACUAUUUGGCGGAUCCCAUCAUGUUCAAGCUUCUAGCUCUCUACAUGUUCUUCCUGAUCUGCACUGGAACUCCCAUCAACGGUCUGACGUUGUUGGUAACGGCUCAGAACAAGAAACUCCGGCAACCUCUCAACUACAUCCUGGUCAACCUGGCUGUGGCUGGACUGAUCAUGUGCGGCUUCGGAUUCACCAUCACCAUCACAUCCGCUGUCAACGGCUACUUCAUCCUCGGAGCCACCGCCUGCGCUGUCGAGGGAUUCAUGGCCACGCUUGGAGGUGAAGUUUCUCUCUGGUCCCUGGUCGUCCUGGCUGUUGAGAGAUACAUCGUUGUCUGCAAACCCAUGGGAAGCUUCAAGUUCACCGGAACUCACGCAGGAGCGGGAGUCCUUUUCACCUGGAUCAUGGCUCUCGCUUGUGCCGCCCCUCCACUGGCUGGCUGGUCCAGGUACCUUCCUGAGGGCAUGCAGUGCUCCUGUGGACCUGACUACUACACUCUGGCUCCAGGCUUCAACAACGAAUCAUACGUCAUCUACAUGUUUGUCGUCCACUUCUUCACCCCCGUCUUCCUCAUUUUCUUCACUUACGGAAGCCUCGUGCUGACAGUCAAAGCUGCCGCAGCUCAGCAGCAGGAGUCAGAGUCUACCCAGAAGGCCGAGAGGGAAGUUACACGCAUGUGCAUCUUGAUGGUCUUUGGCUUCCUGCUAGCUUGGGUGCCAUAUGCCAGUUUUGCCGGUUGGAUCUUCUUGAAUAAAGGCGCUGCCUUCACCGCCCUGACAGCAGCUAUCCCAGCCUUCUUUGCAAAGAGCUCAGCCCUGUAUAAUCCUGUUAUCUACGUGCUGAUGAACAAGCAGUUCCGUAACUGCAUGCUGAGCGCUAUUGGAAUGGGCGGCAUGGUGGAUGAUGAGACCUCAGUCUCUGCCAGCAAGACAGAAGUGUCCUCUGUCUCUUAAAUAUAGAGACAUUUUCAUAUACCUGGACAUUUUCCUUUCUAUUGUCUCUUUGAUGGGGAAUAAUCCUGGAUGUGGACUGAGUGAAGUUCAGGGAUGUCUGGAUCCGGCUCCAGCACCAAACUCAUGAACUGCAUUUUCUCAUCUUUUAUUUGAAGGAUGUUGGAAACUGUUUGUCAUGUCGAUGUGAACUCAAAAUCAUAGCGAAUCAUGAUAAGAUCUGUGAACACAUGUAUGUGGAUGCUCAUUUUGACUCCCCCCCGUGCUGUCAGAGGCAUAGCUGGCCCUGAAAUGUUUCAGCUAUUUGGCACCAAUAUUUGUUCUCGCUUACAUCAGUGGGAACACAUUUUGUACUGUAUUUUCAAAAUGAGCAACUAUAUAUGAUGUAAAACUAUAUUUUUGUCACUUGCUGAGUUGGUCCUGAAUUGUAUGAAUUGUAAACAUUGUA
Molecule: messenger RNA, 1504 nt
Organism: Sebastes umbrosus (honeycomb rockfish)
Lineage: Eukaryota; Metazoa; Chordata; Actinopteri; Perciformes; Sebastidae
Product: green-sensitive opsin-like
Exons: 5
Coding region: 1-1059 (352 amino acids)
Biological process (GO): visual perception; phototransduction; G protein-coupled receptor signaling pathway
Cellular component (GO): membrane; photoreceptor outer segment
Molecular function (GO): G protein-coupled receptor activity
Source: RefSeq, a predicted model, not a curated record